This is a messenger RNA of Carcharodon carcharias (great white shark), 8123 nucleotides long. It is a transcript of the gene adar, whose product is annotated as adenosine deaminase RNA specific. Gene Ontology annotation, cellular component: cytoplasm; nucleolus. The transcript is spliced from 15 exons. Gene Ontology annotation, molecular function: double-stranded RNA binding; tRNA-specific adenosine deaminase activity; double-stranded RNA adenosine deaminase activity. The coding region runs from base 507 to 4046 and encodes 1179 amino acids. Lineage: Eukaryota; Metazoa; Chordata; Chondrichthyes; Lamniformes; Lamnidae. The record is from RefSeq and is a predicted model, not a curated record. Gene Ontology annotation, biological process: RNA processing; adenosine to inosine editing.
UGGCUAAAACUGUGCUAUUUAGUCUUUGUGACUGAUCAAUAUAAAGAUAAGUAACUCAAUAAGAGAUCUGCCUGUAUGUGACUUGUUUUUAUGUAGAGUGAACUGUGGGAUUCCAGAAGUGAAUGCCCUUUCCUAGGGAUCAAGUUAGUUUGAAAUCUUGGUGUCUUGUGCCAAAACAAUUGGCUAAAUUUUAGACUCCCAAAGCCAAUUCACACGUGCCCCAAAGUUUCAGAUAGCGAUUCAUCUGACUUUCAUUGACUAGGAAGCUUCAAGCCAGUUCACUUCCAGCAACGCCGUGACAGGGAGACUCGAGGCUGAAACUGCUGCUCCAAACUACAUACCCUGUCAGGGCUUCCCCCUCUGCGUAAAGGUGGUGCUGUUCCAGGAGUGUGUUUAACCACAGGUGUAUUCAAGUGAUUCGAUCAAUUGAACCAAGAUUCUGGUUCCAUCUGCAUUCCCUUUUGUGUGUUGACAAAGGCAAACCCCACUGCUCUUAUUAAAGAGCUAUGAGCAGAGGUGGUGGCGGUGAUAAAAGAGCACGUAGAGGGAAAGGAAAAAGUCAUCUUCAGUAUUACCAGCCCCACGAUCAGUAUAGCUACACUUAUCCGGCUUUGAAUCCCUUCAAUCAAGGAACGGGAGCUGAUCAUUUUCGAAGCCAGCAGAUCCGGUUUCUCACCGGGCAGACCGCUCGGGCACCUGCCUUUGUGCUUCAGCCGCUAAAUAGGAACCAGGCAUCGUACCAGCAGAGGCAACGAGAUUUCUGUCCAGUGGCCAAGAACUGGUAUAGCAACUUCUGCCAGCAGCCAGUUAGAUCUCCCCGACCCCCGGCUACCCCUGCCCAGAAAGGGAACAAGAACCCCAAGGUUAACAAGGAGUUAGAUCAGCUGUUCUCAAACUUUCAGAAUAUCUCACUAGGUGAAAACCAUCGACAGGAAAUUGUGUCCAUUUUGGGAAAGCUUAGACCAGGGGAAAGGCUACCGGCGCGUAAAAUAGCCAAGCAGCUCUGUGUUGAGAAAAAAAUAGUCAACCACACGUUAUAUGGUCUGCUGGAAGAAAACCGGGUGAGAAAGGAAGGCACUUCACCUCCCCUGUGGCGCCUUGCAGACCAAACCAAAGCAAGAGAGGAAGUUGCAAACCCUGAAAGCCAACGAUCAUCGCCUGAGGGCACAGCUUUACCUCUCCCAUCCAAGGUAGAGGAGCAGGAGUCCGAAGACGAAGACAGCUCUGAAGGUAGCAUGGCCGACCAAUCCAACGUUGGAGAUGGUGAAAGCCAAAAAAGCAAAAUCUUUUCCUUCCUUUUGGAGAAGGAGAAGGCCACUGCUCUUGAGAUUGCCAAAAAUAUUGGGCUGAAGUCAGCCCGGCAAAUCAACCCCACCCUUCACUUAUUUGAAAAUCAAGGUGAUCUCUACAAAGAAUCCGCGUUUCCACCUAUUUGGACCCUUUCAGACCGAAAGAAGGAAGUGCUACUGAGAAAGAGGAAGGCACAUGAAUUGGGUGAGCCCAGAAUUGGAACUGUGGAGGCAAUGGCAGUUCCAGGUGAAAGUGAUGUUUCUCAAGAAGGCGUUGAAGGGAUCACAGUCAGGGAAGAGGGGAGCAUUGGAAAUGGCCAGGCAGUUGCCCUUCAAGGGGAAACAAAUGAUUUGCAGCCCCUGUCCACUUCUGCUCUAUUGCUACUUGAUGUUAAGGGGGAGAGCAAUAGAGCCAAUCAUGCUGAAGCAAACUACUACGACAGCACCACAGGAAAUGGCCAGUGGGCAUCUGAUGAUAUCCCUGAUGACCUGAACAUCAUUAAUCGUGUGAGCGAGGCUGGGGAGACAGUUGGUUUGCCACAGGGCGUGUUAGCCGGCAAGCCGGGUUCUGAUCAACACCCGGCACUUUCACCGACAGACCGGCUUCGUGCCUGCUUAACGAAGAACCCAGUCAGCGGCCUCAUGGAAUAUUCACAGGGCUCGGCAUUGCAAUGUGAAUUCAUUCUCCUCGCCCAGACAGGGCCAUCCCACGACCCUCGGUUCAGGAUGCAGGCCGCUAUAGGCGGCAGGAAAUUCCCUCCGGCCGAAGCUAACAGCAAGAAAACGGCCAAGAAGGAUGCAGCAACCAACGCUCUGAAGGUGCUGCUGAAGGAGAUUCUGGGCGAAGACGUCGAGAUUCCUCCUUCCUCGCCCCAUCCUGAGCCUCCGGUUACAAUGGAGUGUGCACCUCUUCCAAGCGAAGUGAAGACUGAACCAUGUACUGUGUCUCAACCCAUGCUGCCUGCAGGAAAAAACCCAGUCUGCAUGUUAAUGGAAUAUGCGCAGAAGUCAGGCAAUGCCUGUGAAUUCCAACUCGUGUCACAGAGUGGUCCUCCCCAUGACCCUAGGUUUACCAUCAUGGUUAAACUAGGGAACGAGACCUUCCCAACUGCCACAGCAAACAGCAAGAAGCUGGCCAAGAUGUUGGCGGCACAGGAAGCUGUCGUCAUUCUCCUGGGAAAUUCUCCCCCCUUUUCUUCCAAGCCCUCGGACACCAACAUGGAAAAUUCUGUUGCUCAAACCUCCAUUCCAUCCCUGUCAACGAUGGAUUUGGAAGCUGCCCAGGCAGCUGGCUUGGGAGAGCUCAUCGCCUACCUGAACAAGAACCCCAUCGGAGGCCUCCUGGAAUACGCACGCUCGAAGGGAUUUGCAGCAGAGCUCAAGAUGAUAGACCAGUCGGGACCGCCCCAUGAUCCCAGGUUUACCUACCAGGCGAAGGUUGGAGGCCGAUGGUUCCCUCCGGUGAGUUCAAGCAGCAAGAAGCAGGCGAAGCAGGAGGCAGCAGAUGCCGCUCUCCGUGUCCUUAUUGGUGAGGGCGAGAAGGCAGCACGGACUGGAGAGUUUCCCUCAGAGCUGCCUGUGUCCGGGGGUACGAUGCAUGAUCAGAUUGCCAUGCUCAGCCAUCAGUGCUUCAACAGUUUGACAGCACGUAUCCAGCACAGCCUGCUGGGCCGAAAGAUCCUGGCAGCCAUCAUCAUGAAGAAAGGGGAUGAGGACCUGGGAACCACAGUCAGCCUGGGCACAGGUAACCGAUGUGUUAAGGGAGAAGAGCUGAGUCUUAAAGGGGAAACGGUUAAUGACUGUCAUGCUGAAAUCAUUUCACGGAGGUGCUUCAUAAGAUUCCUGUACAGUGAGUUGUUGAAGUAUGACCCCGCAUCUCCAGAUGACAGCCUUUUUAUUCCAGCUCAGGACAACAGGUUACAGAUUAAACCAGGAAUAACGUUUCACCUCUACAUCAGUACUGCCCCCUGUGGUGAUGGAGCCCUGUUUGAUAAGUCAUGCAGCGAACCCCCCACCAAAGAAGGAGACGAUUCACACCACCCACUGUUUGAGAACAUGAAACAGGGCAAGCUGCGCACCAAGGUGGAAAACGGUGAAGGUACCAUCCCAGUGGAGUCGAGUGACAUUGUCCCAACAUGGGAUGGGAUUCAGCAUGGGGAGCGACUCCGCACCAUGUCCUGUAGUGACAAGAUUCUGCGCUGGAAUGUGCUGGGCCUUCAGGGGGCUCUGCUCUCCCACUUCAUCCACCCUGUCUAUCUAAGCUCCGUUACCUUGGGUUACCUUUACAGCCACGGUCACCUGGCCCGUGCAGCAUGCUGUCGCAUGUCCAGGGAUGGUGAAGAGUUUCAAUCAGGCCUGCCUUACCCUUACACAUUGAAUCACCCACAGAUCGGCAGGGUUAGCGUCUAUGACUCAACACGGCAAACUGGGAAAACAAAGGAGUCGAGCGUAAACUGGUCCUUGGCAGAUGGAACGGAGGUAGAAAUUCUGGACGGAACCAAAGGGAAAGUGGAUGGGCCUCAGCUUGACGUCUCGCGAGUCUCCAAAAUCAACCUUUACAAUCUUUUCCGGCGGCUGUGCACGAAGACCAAUCGUCAAGACCUGCUGGCGAUGGCCUCCUACUCUGACGCCAAGGCAGCUGCCGCAGAUUUCCAGAACGCCCGGACCCUGUUCUUCAAAGCCUUGGAGCAGAUGAACUAUGGCAACUGGAUCCAGAAGCCUCUGGAGGAGAAGAGUUUCAUGAACAGCGAAGUGUAGGGGACGGGAAGGGUGAAAGGGGGAACAAUUCUGUACAGAGGUUGUAGAGAAUUUAAAAAAAAAAUGCAGAAAACUUUUUUUUAAAAAAAAAGUUACCACACAAUUCCCAACAUUCCUUUAUAAAUCUGUCAAAUGUUUAUAAUCGAAUGUAGUUUAAAAAAUAAUGAUGUAGGCCUGAUUUUAAAAGGAGAGUCACUUAAGCUAAGAAUCGUAGGGAUUGGGGAUGGAGGGUGACCUCUUUCACACAGAUACUUCCACAAGAUCAGGUGCUGCGUGUCCCUCUUGGGAAGGAAGUGCUCGGAGUGGGGUACCCAGACACAGUGCGACACUAAUAAUUCUUGUCCUGGAUUGUUAUUGGAUCAACUACGUGACUCUGAAAAGGACGGGGAUGAGGAAAGAGAAAGCAAGGGCGCAUAUGGGUGAUAGACAUCCAGCAGCAGUCAUGCUUAGAACUCACUGCCUUCUCCAUUCUCAUUUCUCCCCCCCCCCACUGCUGCCAGAGUCCCCGCUUGUCUGCUUAGUAGCUUCAGGACACUGGUUACAUUUGCUUGCAGUCAGGUGAUGGAAUGAAUUGAGGAGCAAAGUUUUUGAAUGUUAUACUUUAAUUGAAAUUUCUGCAGAGACAACUUUGCGAAAAUUUAAAUUUAUAAGUUAUGCUCAAAAAAAACUUUGCUCCCCUCUCUCUCUCUCUCUCCCUCUCUGCCUGUUUCGGAGAGCAAUCCAUAUGAGGUCAGUAGACCACAUGGUUUUACCCGAGUUAUAGUUCCACAUCUGAGGCGCUCGCUCUCCUUCCCUUUACUUCCCAGCUAUGUUUCUAUCACCUGUUGUUCUCCCUGUUUGAGAGUCGAACAUGAGGAUGAAGAGCACCUGUUAGAACAAUGUUAGAGUAAUGGAAGCUGUACCCUUGAAAUGCUGCACCCUUGUAAGUUGGUCCACCAUCUCCAGGAGAGGGUAGAGAUUUUUGGGGGAGAUGGGGAGGGACUAUCAACAGAAUAGGAACAUGAUCAGAAGCCAAAUUAUUUGUUGCUGCUUUGUUGGAAGAUAGCAUCUCGUAAGUUGACCUCCGAGGUAGUUGCAGACACUGACAAUGUUUGAUAUCUUGGCAUGGGAUUGCUGCGUGACUUCCAUCAGGUGUAGGAGUAAGGGGGGUGCAGUGUUGUAUAGAGUGAUGAGCUAGGUGGGUCCAAAGCGCCUCCCUUACAUACAUGUGUCCAAGUGAAAUCACUGCAGUUCUGUUAGUGUUGCAUGUUUAUCUUUUGUUCGUUCAAAGACUGACCAACAACUGUGUGCAACUUUGAAGCAAAACUCCAAAGUAUUAAAAGCUGCUCAGAGCUUGCGCUCGCAGCGUUAAACCUGUCUUGCACCUUCACAGACAGACCUGCGCAUUUCCAUCCCUCCAUGAACACUGCGUGAUGCCUAUGACAGGGCAUCAUCACACAGGCUGAACUUGGCUGUCUCCCUGCUGCUUUUACAAACUGUUUUCACCCUCUUCAUACAAUGCAACUGGGGGGUUGGUUAAUAAGAGUGCCUCUGACCUGUCCCCUUGGGGUGAGGUGCCUGCUGCUGAGCCCCAGGGUUUGUGCCAAGAUAUUGGCCUGAUUCGAGGCCGUUUUAUCUCCUGCAGCUACCUGCCUCCCAUCAGAAGCUUUGGGCACCUGAUGUUGUGAGAGUUUGCAGUUACAGAGCCUGGAUGCCUGCUGUUCUCCAUGAAGAAUGUUGGCAUAGAGUGGUUAGAGAAAUUGAGUCCAUGGAAUGAAGUAGAACCAUCUUGUGCUCCUUCACCUCUGUGGACCAGCCUUGAGUCCAGCACAGAAUGCUGAAAAUCAGCACUUGCAGUUAAAUUGUUGAGCUGUAGAACACUGGGACACAGUACUGGUGGGAACAGGUCUGUCACUGUAUAACACUGGGGUACAGUACUGGUGGGAACAGGUCUGUCCCUGUGUAACACUGGGGUACAGUUCUGGUGGAACAGGUCUGUUGCUGUGUAACACGGGUGUAGCACUGGUGGGUGCAAGUCUUUCGAUGUAGCUAGCAGCAAAGGAAUCAGUUUGUGGUACUGACUGAACUAAUUAUUGGCUAUAGACGAAGACUGAGUUUGUCGAAGGGUUUCUGGCUGUGUUUUCAGCCACUACAGAUGGGUGCUAUUGCCUGUAUGGUUCACGCUAUUGCCUGUAUGGUUCACACAGUCAAGUAUGUCCCUACCACUCAUCCUCACCACUAUGUAAGUUUUUACUUGUUUGAGAAGGGGGUAGCAGUCAGGGUCUUGCACCAUUACUUGCAAUGGUGAGCGAAUGUUUAAUGAGCAUCGUACUUUCUCUUAGCAAUUGUGAAAAAAACUUGCCAGUGUAUUUUUUUUAAAUAAAAGUUUAAUCACUUUCUGAUGUAUUGCAGUUUUGGAAAGUCCGCCUGCAUUAUAUCUGAUUUUAGUUCCCAUUAAAUGUUCUGCGGACAGAAGCAGGAUUGAAGCUCUCAUGCUCCAGGUGUGUGUUUUUUUUUGUUAUUGCAAUCCAGGUUUGCAGUUGGUCUUAAACAGACGACCCCAACCCCCACCAUUGUAUGGGUGAAGGGUUUGGAGAUAUCAGACAGCAAAAGAACCCGGUUUAAAAAUCUAACACUUCUACCUUUACUGCAAUCAAAGUAAAUUGCUGUUUAUUUUUCCCGUUUAGUCCCCACCCAUUGAUUCUCUGUCUGACUCCAGGUGCAGUGUGCGCUGACCAUUCUUUCCUCUGCAAGGCAGAGGUGUCACUCAGGCUUGUGUUGAGUGAGUAAUGAUCAACUGAUUCUAAAAUGAGCAAAAGCCACAAGCUGGGUUUAACAUCCUGUGUUACCUCCCUUGCCACCUGCCAAGCCUUGCACAGUGUUACUGCAGCCACAUUCCAUCCUGGAUCAUUGGAAAUGUGGAUGUGCAGCAGGGGGCCCGAGGAGGGAAUGGAAUUGGUGAAUACUUUCACUUGGAGCUGCAAAUUCUGGGGAAACUGUGCUGAGCAAUGGCUGUGGAGGCCAGUCACUCCUCAGUGGUCUCUGACUCUGCCUGACAGCCUGUUUCAAGGGAAGUUGGUUUUGGGAGUGGGGGUGGGGGGCAGCGGUGUUCAGUAGGAGUGUGCGCACAGGCAACAUGCCUGUCCCUCAAUCCCAAGCUACCCGAGGGUGAGCACACGCAGCUGCACAUUGGUUACCUCAGCUUUCAGCACCUCUCUCUUUUUAAUCUGUCUUUUUCUUGGUGGGUUAGUUGGACCUUGCUCCACACAGCCCUCCCUGACGGUGAUGGAAAUGGUAAUCUACUUUUGCUGGGGAGCUCCAGGCAUGAGGAGCGCCUUUCCAUUCCACAGAAAAAAAUGGUUUACAUGUUUACCAUGGACUGAUUCAGUCCCACUUCCCAUCCAGUUUGCAAUUGUUGAUGGUUCAAAUGUCGGUCAGUCUUGAAUUAAAACAUAUUGUGUACAGUAGAGAGGGAUAUGCAACACAGGACAAAAACAAGUUCAGAAAGAAUUACUCUUUGCUCUUCCUGUCUCCCCAGCACACAUGCUACUGAACCUCUGCAUGAGCCAUUUUGGAUCAUGUUUGUCAGUUUGCUUUUUCUGCAAACGCAAUGAUUGGGGUAUUACGAUAAACCAGCAUCUUGCCUGUUCCACUUGGGGUUCCCGCGUACAAGAGGAAACCUUACUGGACAGCGCGAGGCUGUGCCACAGGCACUGUAGUUUCUUUCUGACCUCCAGUAUUCAUGGGAAGGGAGAAGGAAGAAGCUGUCACUUUCAAUCUUGGGGAUCUUUUUAAUCAGCUUUUCUUAAUCCUCCCUUUGAGUAGUGAGGGCACCUAAUACUGGGAGGCUGUUUGUGUGAAAGAGGCCUGGAAUUGUUUUUAAUGGCAGUGCACUGCAUGUCGAUCAGCUUGUUCCCAACGCUUGUUAGUAUGCUUUGGGAGUUUUAUUGGGGCUGGGAGGGUGAGGGAAUGUGUUACUUCUCUGUGUGCGUGUGUAUAUGCUCCGUUUUUACAGGAUUUUGUUUUUUGUAACAGCUAGCAAGUGUCUUGUUUUCAUCCAUUAAAUCCUCUAGAAUAAAUUGGAUGUUCAUCUUUUAA